Messenger RNA from Hydractinia symbiolongicarpus, 2293 nucleotides. Its product is annotated as cAMP-dependent protein kinase, catalytic subunit-like. Gene Ontology annotation, molecular function: ATP binding; protein serine/threonine kinase activity. NCBI's taxonomy places the organism in Eukaryota, Metazoa, Cnidaria, Hydrozoa, Anthoathecata, Hydractiniidae. The coding region runs from base 37 to 2034 and encodes 665 amino acids. Gene Ontology annotation, biological process: protein phosphorylation. The transcript has 8 exons. The record is from RefSeq and is a predicted model, not a curated record.
UGUUGUUGUUUGACUAAAAUGAAGAGAUGAUGAGAAAUGUCGAACAAUGCGAAAACUAAGGAAAAGAAUAAGAGUAAAGGAAUAGGCAAUUUGUUUGGAUUGCAUAGGAAAAGUAAAAGGUCUCAAAAUGAAAACAAGGCAAACAAAAAUGGUGACAAAAAUGAUAAAAAGGAGGAAGAAAGUAAUAGACAUUUACACGUCGGUUAUAAUGAUGUUGUCAAAGAAAAAGUUGAAGAUGUCAAUAAACUAACAAAUGGUGAAGCAAAUUUUUCGAUUAAACCAAUCACACCGAUUACAUUAAUAAAGCAUAAAAAGGCUGUUAUUUUGAAUCAUAAAUUCACAAAUUCUUCUGAUUCUCUCCCUGAUGUGGAUAAGACAUCGACUAAAUUAAAAAAUGGCACAUUACCAAACAACACAGAAGAACGAGUGUUGCAUGUUCCACAGAGUUUUCAACAACCGAUUAAUACAACUUUAACGGUAAACCCGCAGCCAGCUAUGAUUCCGAUGGAGAUACGACAGAUAAAAAAGUCGCCGAUUGUUCUACGUCAAAUUGAUGUACGUAGAUCAUACGAAAAACAUUUAGCAACGCCAAUUUGUCAACAAAGCCGCCCAUCUACUUCCGCGCAGGAACAGAAACACAAAAAUUUAAAUGAACCGCCGACGAUAUUGUUCUCAGGUAACACGUCAGAACUUAUGCAUGAAGAAUUUAUUACAGUUGCAGAGGACAAUAACGAUUUUAAAGAUGGAAAACUAACAGACAGAACAUACGAGAAUAACUUACACACUGCAUCAACAUGCGAACUUACUGAAUCCAGUAGCAGCAAUUUCUCAACAAAUAUUGAAGAUGAUCUUUUACAUACUAGAAAAAAGGAAAUAGAAAAUGAUAAUGCUGCCCACAUAAUAGACUCUUCUGUGAAUGUUCCUUUAAAUGAUGGAAUUAAGUUUCAUACUGAUCACAAUAACAAUACACAAAUAAUCGCUUCACAUAGUAAGAAAAUUGAUAAUAAUGUUACAUCACAUGAUGAUACUCUCAAUACAAUGAAACCAAAAGAAAAAAGAUUCAAUCUUGAAAUGCUGGAUAUAUCGGUGACUUUAGGAACGGGGACAUUUGGUAGAGUGUUUCUUGCAGAGGAAGACGACAAAAAACACAAUGGCAGCGAAGUUGUGUAUGCAAUUAAGGUUAUGCGCAUCAAAGAUAUCAUAAAGUUGAAUCAAGUUGAGCAUGUAAACAGUGAAAGAAAAAUCUUGCAACUUACUGAUCACCCGUUUAUAGUAAAAUGCUUUUGGACUUAUCGAGAUGAAAAAUGCUUAUAUAUGCUGUUUGAAUACGUCCCAGGUGGAGAACUGUUUACAUAUUUGCGUGAAAAAGUUCGAUUUUCUGCAAGCGACACACUCUUCUACGUUGCUGAAAUUAUUUCUGUGUUGGAGUAUCUCCACGAAAGAGAUAUUGUGUAUCGCGAUUUGAAACCAGAAAACUUGCUCAUUGAUAACGAAGGUCACCUGAAGUUCACAGAUUUUGGUUUCGCUAAAAUUUUACAUGACACGACAUGGACGUUAUGUGGAACACCUGAAUACCUUUCUCCAGAAGCGAUUCAAGGGAAAGGACAUGAUUACACGUGUGAUUGGUGGGCCCUGGGUAUACUUACAUAUGAAAUGUUAGUAGGAGAAGCUCCAUUUGUGGAUGAUCACCCUUUUGGUUUAUAUGAGAAAAUACUUGCAUGCCACAUAUGUUGGCCAUCAUACCUUAAAAACACAGAACAAAUGGAUUUUAUUUCAAAGCUUGUCGUAGUGGAGAGAAGUAACAGGCUCGGAAAGGGUCAGAAUGGAAGUGAUGAUGUAAAAAAGCAUACUUGGUUGCGAUACAUCAACUGGAAUGAUGUAUAUUACAGAAGGCUAAAACCUCCAAUCCUCCCAAAAGUGGCAUUUAAUAGCGAUACAAGUAAUUUCGAUGACUUUGAUGAGGACUGGGAACUAAGAAGUUGCCAUGACGUCACAGUACAAGAAAGAAACAAGUUCAUUGAAUGGGAUACAUGAUGACAUUGUAAAAGUGAGACAUGCUCUUAUGUUUCCAAGUGAAAUUACGUUGUUGUUGUUGCUAAGUAAUGUGGUUGUUAAGGUCUGCUGUUAUGCCGUCUUAUCGUUGACAUGAUUUUUAAGACAUUACAGUUUGUACCAAACAUGCUAAAUCAAUAUAUAAAUAUAUACAUAUAUACACUUUAUUGUAAGUGUGAACAUGGUUUUUCUCUUAUUUUUAUUGUCAGUAAAUAGAAGAAGAAUAAAUAGAAGAAUUUGA